Molecule: messenger RNA, 672 nt
Organism: Lolium rigidum
Lineage: Eukaryota; Viridiplantae; Streptophyta; Magnoliopsida; Poales; Poaceae
Exons: 1
Coding region: 44-436 (130 amino acids)
Source: RefSeq, a predicted model, not a curated record
UACUCGACCUUUCCUCCGAGCCUAAUCACCUCAGCUAGCUUCCAUGGCUUCCAACAACGUGGCCUCCGAGGUGAACGGCGCCGUCACCAACCUCAACGACCACCUCGCCUCCGGCGACGAGGCCAGCGGGAAGACCAACACCAUCAUCACGCUGGCGGGGGAGAACCACGGCGCGGCGAUGGAGGCGGCUGACGCGGAGGACCUCGUCGUUGUUGAGGCGGGUGGCGGCGACCACGACGGGGACGACGAUGGUGAGGACGAGGAGGUGGAGGUGAGCGCCUACACCAACAGCAACUACCAGGCGGUGAACAACUCGGUGCUCGUCGCCGGCAGCUGCGCCGUCAGGGACCCCGGUGUGCACGUCGUCAUCGUCGAGCACGUCGACCACAUCCGCGACUGCGAGAUCUUCGAGGACGGGGAGGAGGUGGAGAAGUGAAGUGGUACAGGUGCAAGGUGACGCUGAAUCGAUGGAGGAUGGUCGUGAGUUACAGGAGCUCGUGUGCACGUACGUACGUCCUGCUUGUAGUCAAUUUGGUCGAUGUCGGUCGCUACUACUCUGGAACAGUAUUUGAUUUGUAUAAGCGUUUGGUCAUGCAUAUAUGCAUGUUUAUGGUUUAAUUGCGUUUAUAUGUAUUCGUCCUAGUGUCAUACUACAAACAUAUUUGUAUGUUA